Messenger RNA from Penicillium brasilianum, 1568 nucleotides. The record is from the annotation of a GenBank genome assembly. Lineage: Eukaryota; Fungi; Ascomycota; Eurotiomycetes; Eurotiales; Aspergillaceae.
CUCUAUUUUCUAUACGACGAUAUGGUUCUAGGUGUGACAGUGUACUCCGUACGUAGAACAAGAACCAUGAAGGCGGUCAGUAACUAAAUCAGUUACAAUGUUGAUCUUCACAUGACAUAACUGCAUUGGCCGCUAUGACCAUAUAGCCUGUGGUAGGAGCGGCCCGCUUCAUCCCCGCGAAACUGCCCUCACGCGCGCAAUGCAGUCAAGGGCGCAGGGAAGCCGGUUGAAGCCGCUGGCGGACUCUCUUGAACAUGUUGGAUUCGUGUCCAAAGGUGAUAAGAAGCUUCUCACCUACCAAGCUCAACACGAGUACUAUGACAAGAUCGUGGCGCGAUAUAUGAAAUUCUGCGCAGAUCACCAUAAAACUCUCGACGCUGCAUUUGCAUCCCUUCCUACCAGCGCCUCGAACGAUGCGACCUCGAACCCCCCAGCCGCCCUGCCUUCCUCGAAACGAAGCCCCGCGGAGAAAAGCAUCCCCCCACCUUCGUCCGAACUGUCCACCCUCCUUCUCUCCUUGCGCAAGCUUCGUGAGGCCGUCCUUGCCACGGCUUCGGAAACACCUAUCGAUUUCACCCAGCGCGUUCAUAUAUUCUCCAUCCGCUUGUCCAUUCGCGCCCAGCACCCUCCAUCAUACUUUCCGUCCUUGCGCUACAGCCUCGACAAACUACAUUCGCGAUCACACCCGCUCCCAGACUCCGAGGUAAAAGAGAUAGUCACGUACUUGAUUCUUGACUAUGCGUGUCGACAGGACGAUAUGGUCUCGGCGUUUGAGCUACGUGCCCGCGCGCGCAGGGACUUCAAGUUCUCCGAUAAAACCAUUGACCAGGCCCUCGACGCAUUGAUGCAUGAUAACUGGAUCGUUUUCUGGCGUGUACGUAAGACGGUCGAUUCUUAUACACAGGCAGUAAUGGACUGGGCGGUGGAUCGAGUACGAAGACACGCUCUCAAGGCCGUUGGCAGUGCGUAUCUCAAUGUCCAUGUGAGUUGGAUCGUGGGCGGUUGCACGGGCGAUGACGAGGGCUGGACGUGGGAGAAGCUAGUUGAUGUCGAGAAACUCGGUUGGGAGAAGGAGGGCGAGAAGAUUGUCAUUAGACGGCCGAAGACGCGGUUACCUGCGAACCCGGAGCCUGCGCAGUCGAGUACAGUGGGUUCCUGACGUCGGAUGUACAGCACAUUCUCGGGCGUUGGGUGUUCUUUGCAUGGAGUCGGAUGCAUGGUGUUCGGUGUGAUCAGGGUUGCACUUUUCAUUUAUUCUUAAAGGCUUGGCAUUCAUUCACGGAGUGGGUAUUAUUCACAUUGGCACUCGAGAUAGGAAAGAGGUUGGACUCAAUCCAUUCGGCUUGAUGGUCAUUUCAUGCUUGUUCAGUUGUCUCAUAGCUUAAAGUCAGUAUUAGGCCGGUCUAGAUUGGUCUGGCCGGAUACUGGUUGCUCUGCGAUGAUUGCAGCCAGUUGACCCUUCAAUCUCCCAGCGCUGUCGCAGCAAAGCUCAUAGACGGUCGACAGGUUGAAUAUUAGGCUGCCGAACGACUGGUGGGCGGAAACCUGGGCCUCUAAGAGUAGGCGGG